AACUACAAACAUGUCACGUUGCUAUUGACGAUGUUAUAUAUUCCUGUGGAUCCGGGAUUCUAACAUGUUAACGAUCGUCAGGGAAUAGGCUGUAUAUCUCGGAUAUCAACUGUUCUAGACGAUAAACAAGUUGAUUUGCAUCACCAUUUUCCCGAAUGGUUAGGUGUUGGUGGAAUACAACGGCCGACCAACUGGCCGGGCCGGUCCUGUGCUUUAUUACCCCGUGGGCAACCCCGGUUGUAGGGACAAGUUAUUUAGAAACAUAACAUACCUCCUUGUCUUAGUCCCUUCCGGCGGCAAACAACAAACAGCCUGGACAUCACGCAAUAUGGGGAACCUACUCUCUAGUAGCAGCAAAGAGGUCCAGAGGCCGCCGCCGAUGAUAGCGUCGGAUACGGUCGUCCCUCUGCACCGGUUCGACGACACACCUCUCACGAGGAAGGUCAUCGUCGAGUUUACGAUGCGGUUCGACGACGUGUUGGAUCCGGAGAAACUACGCAUAUCGCUGGACAAACUCCUAAGCCGCCGCGACUGGCGAAAGCUAGGUGCUAGACUGAGGCUUAACACCGAAGGAAGACUUGAAUAUCAUAUCCCAGAGGUCUUCGACGAGAAGAGGCCCGCGUUCACGUACUCACAUGCCGCCCAUGACACCGAGAUCUACAGACACCCCACUGGUAGCCGAAUCCCCCGACCGACUUCAAAGCCGAGCGUACUGAGCGACCCCGAGGAUUAUGCACCACUACUCCGGCGAUGGGGUGCGCCGCGUAGGCUGGCUGAUUACCUGUACUCAGACCUACCGCAGCUAAGCCUACACAUCGUGACCUUCACGGACGCAACAGUCGUUUCGCUAUCAUGGCCACACACGCUCCUCGACGCAAUGGGACGGCGCGCACUGCUAGACGCAUGGAUAGCCGUUCUCGAAGGCCGCGACGACGACGUCAAGCCGCUGGCGGGGGUACUACAGGACCCACUCGAGCCGCUAGGUUCGAACCCCGAAGAGCCGUACGUGCUAGCGCACCGUCGACUGUCGCCCCUUCAGGCUCUCAUGUUCGCCAUCUCAUAUAUCUGGACGACGCUAUUCUGGGCACGCGGCGAGGAGACCCGGAUGGUCUGCAUUCCCGGCUCGCACGUGCGGAGCUUGCACCGCGGCGCGAUGGAGUAUCUGCUCGCGCAGGCGCCGGUGCUGGAGGGGGAGAAGGAGGUUCAGGUUAAGCCGUUUGUUAGUGAGGGCGAUGUGCUGUCGAGUUGGAUCACGCGGUUGGCGAUGCUGCCGCUUAGGAGGACGGAGCAGACGGUUUCAAUUAUGAAUGCGUUUGGCAUGCGCUCGGUUCUCGCGAAGGAUUUGCUGCCUCCCACGCAUGCGUAUGUGGGCAAUGCGGUCGCGGGCGUGUAUGCUUUCGUUUCGAUGCGGGAUUUGUUUGCGAGACCCCUGGGUUAUACGGCGGCUGCGGUGCGAAGAUCCAUCGCUGAGCAAGGCACCCGUCAACAAGUUGAGGCGCGGGCCGCCGUCGAUCUGGCUGCGGGGAAGAGGGGGAAGGCGGCGCUGUAUGGCGAUCCGAAGAUGGCGCCUGUCAUGGUGUCGAAUUGGAGCAAGGCCAAGUUCUUCGAGACGGACUUUUCGGCUGCCGUGGUGCGCACGGGAAUCGAUCCGGCGCGUCGUGCGAAUAAGGUUGGCAGGCCGUCGUAUAUCCAACCUAAUGGCUUGGCGGACGGCAUCCCGACGAGGAACUCGUUCCCGAUUGUGGGCAAGGACGCCGCGGGUAAUUACUGGUUGUCUGGGACGUUGAAGAGGGGGCUUUGGAGGAGGGUCCAGGAGGAGAUGGAUACGGAGUACACGUAUCUGGCUCAUCAUUUCGUGGACUCACAGUAUGAUCUUAUAGAUGUGAAAACUUAAGGGCGUGUGAGUGGACGGCCGUGGUUUCUUUUAUCCAGUGUUAGAUUUGAGAUUCGAUUUUUUUUCUUCCCCUUUGAUGGCACGGUACUGCUCUGAUUCGAUACCAUUUUGUAUAUCCAUAGGUAGCUAUACUGUGUGAUAAAGACGUUCCGCGACGGAAGUAAUGGUGGUUUUUGGUUCUUCUAGGAAAUAAUACAACUAUGGAUAACUCACAGUUAUGGCACUGUGAGGACUACCGUGAUUGCAGGUUUUUUUCUUAUGGUAAAUAGGAUGUCUUGUAGUUUGAUUUCGUGUCUUCAGACGGAAGCGUAAUCAAUACUUACAAGAUACGCUUCUUACUGUGACGCAUUGGAAAUUUAUUUUGGGUGAAUGGGAUUAUGUGACUACCUACCUAGUAUCCAUUUAAAGACUGUCUUCAAACAUUCUGACGGUGGAUUGAAUAGAUG
Annulohypoxylon maeteangense is the source of this 2340-nucleotide messenger RNA. RefSeq lists its product as uncharacterized. The record is from RefSeq and is a predicted model, not a curated record. The coding region runs from base 329 to 1894 and encodes 521 amino acids. NCBI's taxonomy places the organism in Eukaryota, Fungi, Ascomycota, Sordariomycetes, Xylariales, Hypoxylaceae. Gene Ontology annotation, molecular function: acyltransferase activity, transferring groups other than amino-acyl groups. The transcript has 2 exons.